AGGCGACUAUUGCAGUUCUUAUCUGGUUGUCAUAACGUCAACAAGGUGUUGACUCACAAUCGUCGAGUCGUUUUCCGAUUUAGUCGCUGUUUGGCCGAAUCAACCGAGACGGGUGCGUACUAGUAUUAAGUACCAUUGGGAUGCCUAACAAGCAAGACAAUUUGGAAAUAGUUCACGAGGGCUGGCUUACCAAGUCUCCGCCCGCAAAGAGGAUCUGGAGAGCCCGCUGGAGGAGGCGUUGGUUCGUCCUAAGACAUUCGGGGGAAUUGCCAGACCAGUAUUUUCUAUUUUACUACACAGACAAGAAUUGCCGGACGCUCAAGGGCCAGAUAGAUUUAGACCAAUGCGAGCAAGUCGACGCGGGCCUCCAGUUCGAAAGCAGUAAGCAUAAAUAUCGUUAUAUGUUCGACGUGCGCACUCCGAAGAGGACUUAUUAUCUUGCAGCGGAGACGGAAGAGGACAUGAACAAAUGGGUGGAAUGCGUAUGCCAUGUAUGCGGUUUGAAAGCAUACACUCAGGAAGAAAAUGUGUGCCCUUUCGGAUCUGAAGAAAGUUCUUCUUUAGCCGAGGAACUGAGUCAGGUAGCUGAGUCACCACCAGUAUCACCUUCCAGCACAGCUUCAGGCCCUUAUAUUCCGAUCAGUGAAUGUAUAACCGGAAAGCCAUUGGUCCAUAAUAACUACAAUGAUGAAUUUUAUGAUUCGCCGCGUAGAUUACAGCCUCCUGGGGAUCUUGAACUAAGGGGGUCGCUCUCGGCGACACCUCCGCUCCAAAGUCCUGGGACAGAUGUCGAAAGUGUAUUUACAGAUGAAGAAUGGCCAAAUCAGAGGCCUUCCGUUAACUGGGAUACGUUUCCCCACCCGUCAGACAGUUCUGUUGAAGAUGUCAAACCAUCUUUGAUCGUUGGAAAAAGGAGGUAUACCAAACCCGAAGCUCCACCACACCCUCCGAAACCACAGCAUUUGGUUUUGCACGAUGCUAACGACAUCCAUACGUAUUCCAAUUUGGACGAACCAGUCCAGAACGAGGUUACCCACAGUACAGAAAAUGUGAUAAAUGAAAUGUAUGAUUUUCCCCGAUCUCAUCAUCUAAACGGUGAACAAGAGAACAUCGAUCCAGUCCCGGCUCCCAGAUCACGACAUUGGUACACUAAUGCAGCGCCUAGUCAAGUCGGUACGGUUUUCAGGUAUGAUUUCGCUUAUAACGACGAACCGGCCUCUCCUCACUCAGAAGCAUCCAGUGCUCAAUAUUCCAAUGUUUCGAGUCCUUUAUACUCGGGAAAUCCUCCUGCAGUCAACCGAGGGUUGAAACCGGGGCGUAAAACUUCAGAAUCCAUCUCCAACGAACCUUCACCUCUUCAACCUAACGUCGACCUGAAUCUUUUGAGGAACUUAAAACCCUCAGCAUCAGCGCGCGCUAAAGACGAUCAUGUACCGCUCAAACUGAGCGCUCCUCCAAGAAGAAAUGAUUACUCUAAAAAUACAAGGAUUCAUUCUGGCCAUUCACCUACACUUUUGCCAUUUACUGAAAACAGUGACGCAGACACUUCACCUGAGAGUCAUGAACAGGCCCUUGAAAAUGCUUGUUUUUCUGCUUUCGCCCCGAUGAGUAUUAGAGGUGGAAAACAAAAAGAAAUCCAGUAUCUAGAUCUCGACCUCGACACGCUCGACUCUACUAAUCCUUCUACUUCUGAAUCUUCCAAUACGGUUUAUAAAGAGGUGGAUUUUGUAAAAACAGAAGCUUUCAACAGAACUAGGCAGAGGGUAGAAGAAGAAAGGAAAAAUGGACCUGACAAUGUACUUUGAGUUUGUUUAUAAUAGAUUACGAAUUCAUUUUUUUAAAUUAUUUGUACAGGUAACAAAAAAUUGAGCUUAUUAUAACAAAGAAUGGGCGGAAAUAAAGAUACCUAGGGCUAUAAUUGUAAUAUUUUCAAACCAUUUUAUUAUUUUUUUUUUUUAACAAUGAUUCUUGUUUUAAGCAGAGUACAAUUUUAAUUAAUGAAUUUCACUUCGUUACAUUUUUUUUAUGUACCCUAAUUUUAAGCCCUAUGUUUUUCUCUUGUCUCUGUAAAGUGUUAAACAUGCUCAAAUAUAAUUAUAGCAUAACUGGAAAACCUUUUUAUUCAUUUAAUAAAUUACUAUACUAGUAUCCGUUUUUUUUAAGUCAAUAAUAUAGUUUUUAAAUUUGCUUAAAUUUUGUUGCAAGUUUUACUAUAUCAUAAUUUUUUAUUUUGUUUAACCAGAAUUGCUUUAUUAGAAUAUAGCUGAUAAAAUGUAUUAAUUAGCUAAUAAUACGAUUGUAAUUUGUUUUAUCAAAAUGGAUGAAUGUUAUUAAAAAAAAAUUGUUAUUGUAUUUGUACUAAAUUUUAAAAAUCAAUAUAGUACCUUAGGUGUCCAAAUGUUUUAAUGUUGUUAGUUAUAACAGAGUUUAUAUGCAUACGAACAUAUGUAUUUUUAAUAUACAUGACAAUAUUUUUAUUGAAUAUUAUUCAUUAUACCAGAUCAUAAUAAUAAUUAUUUAUUUUCUUAAAAUGAAAAAAAAAUUAUUAUAGGAAAUAGUAUAAUGUACUUCAAUGUAUCAAACUUUACCUGUUAAAACAAAUAUAUAUAUAAAGUUCUUUUAUAUGUUUUUUAAUGAUAAUUUAAUAUUACAUUAUGGAAUAGUGAAGU
Messenger RNA from Cimex lectularius (bed bug), 2669 nucleotides. RefSeq names its product GRB2-associated-binding protein 1 (gene dos). The record is from RefSeq and is a predicted model, not a curated record. The coding region runs from base 141 to 1805 and encodes 554 amino acids. Lineage: Eukaryota; Metazoa; Arthropoda; Insecta; Hemiptera; Cimicidae. The transcript has a single exon.